GGACACAGGUUACAGGUGAGUGCGAACGGCAAGAGAGAUGGAGAAGGGGGUAGCAGAUGCGGCGGAGCUGCCGAUGGCUAUUGUACGGAGAGUGGUUAAAGAGAAGCUGUCGGAGUGCUCGCCGGACGUUGACAUUUUGGUCCACAAAGAGGCUCUUCUCGCUCUAUCCGAGAGCGCUCGCAUCUUCAUCCACUACCUCUCCGCGACGGCCAACGACAUAUGUAAAGAAUCCAAGAGGCAGACAAUUAUUGCCGAUGAUGUAUCAAAAGCGCUGGAAGAGAUUGAAUUCCCUGAAUUUACUGAGGAUUUUAAUGCGUCGCUCGCUGACUUCAGGCAGAAGAAUUCUGGAAAAAAGGCAACUGCGUCGAAGGCCAAAGAAGUGAAAAAGAGGAAAUUAGAAGAAACAACGGCGAAGAGUAAAGGCAAGAGUAAGAAAGUUGAAGAAGAGACUGAAGAGAAGGAUGACGAUGCUGAUAGUAACUAGCACCUGAAUAGCAUAUUGUCAUUAACCUACUGAAGCAGCUGAAAUGAUGCAUGCUUUUGUUCCUUCUGGUUGGUGGUUUCUACGUAUGCCAAGAGAUUGAUGAAAUAUUGAUCCAUGCAUGAUUCGUCCCCAUAUGUAUCUAAUGAAGUACACACGACACCGUAGAUUUGUUCCCAUAUGUUUCUGUUGUCAGUAUUUGGAAGUCGAAUGAAAACGCCAAACAAGGGUUGGUUUAAAAUUAUUUUUUAUUUUC
Tripterygium wilfordii is the source of this 737-nucleotide messenger RNA. Its product is annotated as DNA polymerase epsilon subunit 3. Bases 38 to 484 code for a protein of 148 amino acids. The record is from RefSeq and is a predicted model, not a curated record. Gene Ontology annotation, cellular component: CHRAC; epsilon DNA polymerase complex. The transcript is spliced from 3 exons. Gene Ontology annotation, biological process: heterochromatin formation; DNA damage response; leading strand elongation. Gene Ontology annotation, molecular function: protein heterodimerization activity; chromatin DNA binding. Lineage: Eukaryota; Viridiplantae; Streptophyta; Magnoliopsida; Celastrales; Celastraceae.